CUUCUUCCUACACAAAAAUUAAUUAUUUCCAACGAUCUCUCUAGAAUAUUCAUACUCUCUCUCCCUCCAAAGAUGAAGCUCUCUAAACGUAUUCUUUCAGCCCUUCUCAUGAUCUCUUUUAUCCUUAUUGCUGCUACUACAGAGAUGGGUUUGUCGAAGAGAAUAUGCAAGGCACAGAGCGACAGUUUCUCAGGUGUGUGCUUUACCAAUAACAAUUGUGCCAUCAUCUGUCAACUAGCCGAGCAAUUUGAAGAUGGUCAAUGCGAAUUCGAUGUACCCUUCCCUCGAUGUGUAUGCACCAAAGCCUGUUAAAGAACCAUUUGUAUUUCAGACUUCUCUCUUUAAUAAUUGCUAUGUGGUUGUUGGAGAAUAUUUAUAUAUAACUAUAUAUAUAAAGAUAUUGAAUUACAGACACCCUUUGUUAAAAAUUUUGUUC
Messenger RNA from Camelina sativa (false flax), 436 nucleotides. RefSeq names its product defensin-like protein 8. Gene Ontology annotation, biological process: defense response. The record is from RefSeq and is a predicted model, not a curated record. Lineage: Eukaryota; Viridiplantae; Streptophyta; Magnoliopsida; Brassicales; Brassicaceae.